Linum tenue is the source of this 1773-nucleotide messenger RNA. Lineage: Eukaryota; Viridiplantae; Streptophyta; Magnoliopsida; Malpighiales; Linaceae. The record is from the annotation of a GenBank genome assembly.
CCCAUGUUUGGUAAGACUAAAUGCUGUGCCGAAAGGGAAGGAUGGAAGCUUCUUGUCCUGAUUAAUAAUAGCAGAAGUUCUAUUUCCUCAGGGUGGAUGCUGUAUUUAGAGGAAGGUUGGAUCUAUAGAACGUAUUUUCUGCCGUCGGUUGUAUGCUACUUCGGCCGACCUGAUUUAAAUAACAGAGAAAAGGUAGGAUCAUAAGCGCGAGAAGAAACCUAUGGCAAAGAGAAAUGAAAUCCAUGCAAUACGGCCGAGUAAAUUCCCUUGAAUGUAUCAUUACAGCAACUAGGCGCUGAUGAAACCAUAAACGCGAGUUUUCGGUUGGCUGGCAAACGUGAUUUUCCAGGUGGAGGAGCCUAUAUAGUGGGAUCUCUGCCGAAAGCAGCAACCAUUAUAAGACUACGGCGAGAACAGAGGUUACAUUUAGUUGUGGCGGCCGCUCUGAAACUCAGCGAGAGGGAAAAUGUGGGUUUUCGGGUGGACAGGUGAAUCUGGAUUCUCAGCUCGUUCCACCGCCGAGCAAGUUACGGCGGGGAUCGAUGGCACCGGCCUCACUGCCAUCGUUACAGGGGCAUCGUGUGGCCUUGGGUUGGAGACUACCCGAGUUCUUGCCCUGCGAGGUGUUCAAGUCGUGAUGGCUGUGAGGAAUGUCGACGCUGGUUAUGAAGCUAGACGUUCGAUCAUGGAUGGCAUCCCAACUGCCAAGCUCGAGGUUAUGAGAUUGGAUCUCAGCUCGUUGGCAUCGGUUCGAAACUUUGCGUCAGAGUUCGUCUCCACCGGCCUUCCACUGAACAUUCUCAUUAACAAUGCAGGCAUCAUGGCAUGCCCUUACUCGCUUUCUGAAGACAAUAUUGAGCUCCAAUUUGCCACAAACCAUUUGGGCCAUUUCCUACUGACUAACUUGUUGCUAGAGACUAUGAAAAGGACGGCUCAUGCAAGCAAUAGAGAGGGGAGAAUCGUCAUCCUAGGAUCACUUGCUCAUAUCUUCACGUACAAGGGAGGAAUUCGAUUUGAAAGACUUAACGAUGAAUCUGGAUACUUUGGGAUGUCAGCUUAUGGACAGUCGAAGCUUGCAAACAUACUGCACGCGAAGGAGCUAGCUAGGCGUCUCCAGGAAGAUGGCGUGAAUAUCACUGUUAAUUCACUUCACCCUGGAUCUAUUGUUACCAACCUUUUGCGGCAUCACAGUGUAGUGAAUGGGCUUGCUAACUUGUUUGUUAAAUUUGCACUCAAGAAUGCUGAACAGGGAGCUGCUACAAGCUGUUAUUUGGCGCUGCACCCUCAAGUUAAAGGUGUCACUGGUAAACACUUCAUGGACUGUAAUUUAGCCGAACCGAACUCCCUAGGGAAAGACAUGAAACUGGCUAAGAAGCUUUGGGAAUUUAGCUUGAGCUUGAUCCAUCAGGCAAGAACAUGAAUAAUAUAUCAGAGCAACUCUCUAUACAUGACUUUUCUUCUUUCAACCGAGGCAGAUGUACUUCUUCCAACCAGAUAUGGUUACAGUUACAUAUUGAAAGAGUACACCAUGUUCAGACAGGAGCUUUUCUAGACUCCUGUAUUCUUCAAGAGUGUAUGAUAAGAUUUACAGUUGUUUACAGCGCCCAAACGUAUAAAAGCUGAGCUGCUGCUAACAUGUCAGGUCUCAAUAAGCAAUUUCUCAUCUGUCAGUUGUUCGAAUUUCCACGUCGGUUGUUAUGGGUUGAAAGUAAUUAGUGGAUUCUUCUGCAAAAUGGCUGUUCCAAAAAUCCUUGCCCCCAGCUCUUGGUAACC